Messenger RNA from Camelus dromedarius (Arabian camel), 1488 nucleotides. Its product is annotated as zinc finger and SCAN domain-containing protein 5B-like. The coding region runs from base 1 to 1488 and encodes 495 amino acids. Gene Ontology annotation, cellular component: chromatin; PcG protein complex; transcription regulator complex. The transcript is spliced from 4 exons. Lineage: Eukaryota; Metazoa; Chordata; Mammalia; Artiodactyla; Camelidae. Gene Ontology annotation, molecular function: RNA polymerase II cis-regulatory region sequence-specific DNA binding; DNA-binding transcription factor activity, RNA polymerase II-specific. Gene Ontology annotation, biological process: regulation of transcription by RNA polymerase II. The record is from RefSeq and is a predicted model, not a curated record.
AUGAGGCGCCGGCGCCUAGAAGCGUCUGCCCAGAGUCCCAUGGAAAUUUCUCCCAUCACUAUGGUGGAGGAAGAGACAUUUUUCCGGGGUCACAGAAAACUCCCAGACUGCCCUGGAUCAGAGUCGCCAGCGUCCGUGCCGUCCCAAGGCACGCUUACAGAAGAGCCAGACCACGACCCUGAAAAGUGGCAUGUUAGCUUCAGAACAUUUAGUGGCUCAGAGGAGUCCGACCCCAUCCAGGACCUGAGGAGACUCCGUGAGCUGUGCCGUCUGUGGCUGAGGCCAGAUCUCCACACCAAGGAGCAGAUUAUGGACAAGCUGGUGCUGGAGCAGUUCAUGACCUGCAUGCCCCUGGGCUUCCAGGUCUUGGUCAGGGAGAGUGGCGUGGAGAGUUGCAGAGAUCUGGAGGACCUGCUAAGAGAGAACAGAAAACCUAAGAAAUGGACCGUAGUCCACAUACGGGGUAAGAACUUUCUUGUGCGAGACCCAGAAGUUCAGAGGGCUGAAGCUGGGGUCAGUGACACAGAUGACGAGAGAGAACUAUUCAGGAAGCCCCAGUCUCCCAUGAAUGGCGUCCGUCCAGAAAACGGCCAGCAGGAAGAGAAAGCUCUCCAGCCAGAGACCACUCCUGAAUCAGCUGAUCUGGAGGGUCUGACGCCCAAGCGGAACGUGGAGGAGGACAUGCUGGAAGACAGGAAAGAGGCAGGAGCCCUGCAGGCUCAGCCUGAGCUCCAGGAGGGUCCUGAUUCCGGGACGGCACAGGGCGGGAAGGAUGCCCAAGAAGGAAUGGAUCUUCAAGUGGGGAUGUGGCCUCCCACCUGUCUUCCAGAGAGAGAAGUUUCCACUCGGAGUGCACACAGAGGAGGCUCUCGGAGGAGUCUGAGACGUUAUAAGCGAAAACGGGCCAACAGUCCCACUUGCCCAGAUGUGCAUCAAGAAGGAGCCCCAUCUGUGGACACAGGAGAGGUCUCAGGACAACUUGGGUCCCGUUCCGUCCGUGCACCCAGCACGGUGGGGCCGCGCAGCCGUCCUGAGGGAGACGCAGCCCCGGCGCGCACACCGUAUGAAUGCAGGGUGUGCAAGAAAAGAUUUCGGUAUGAAUCUCAGUUCACCCUUCACCAGAGGACACACACGAGAGAGAGGCCCUUUCGAUGCAACGUCUGUGCCAAGGGCUUCAUGCAGCCUUCGGACCUGCGAGUUCACCAGCGAGUCCACACGGGCGAGAAGCCGCACUGCUGUGACCUCUGCCCCAAGAGGUUCGCCCACGACUCCACGCUGCGUGCUCACAAGAGGGUCCACACCAGGGAGAAGCCCUUCCAGUGUGAGCACUGCGACAAGGCCUUCAGCCACAGGGGGAACCUCAACGUUCACCGACGCACCCACUCUGGACUCAAGCCCUACGUGUGUCCCGAGUGUCACGGCGCCUUCCGUCAGCUGGGAACCUUCAAACGCCACCAGAAAACACAUUUCAGGAUGACUCGCCAAUGA